AGUGAACUAUUGCUGGUACAAUCAAACAAACCUAAAACCUUAAACCUUAAUCAACGGAGAGAAGAUCUAAAACCCUGCUACCAUAAUCCUAAAAUGGCGCAUAGAAUUCUGAGUAGCAUGCGUAACACAUCGUCCUCCUCCUUCUUCUCGCAUCCUCACUAUCACCGUACUCCAUUACAGUAUCGUACGAUAUUCGCCACAGCCCAUCUCGAUGGGUCAUGGAUGGACACCAUUAAAGGGGUUUUCACCGGCAAGAAGUCCACCUCUGAUUCAACUUCUUCUGAAGCUUCCUUUACACUCCAUCGUUUUGCUGAUGAGAUGGGCAAGGCAAGGAAGGUAGGAGCUUUGAAGCAAUAUGUAGUUGGUAGGAGUAGUGAAGCUACAUUUGCUGAUGCUUUUGAGAAGCAAGAAGCAAUUCUUCGAUAUCUUGGCAACAUAGAUCCCAAUGGAGAGAAUCUCCAAGUCAGUCAAAAACAAGAAGCAGCAAAGCAUUGUAAGUGCACGGUGGCUGAUAUUGAGAAUACCUUGGCAAAGUUUGUGUGGGCUAAAGAAGCGCAGUUGAAAUUACAAAAGUUAAAGAAAGAGGGAAAGCCUAUGCCAAAGUCCAUGGCAGAGGUCCAGAAGUUGAUGGGAUCUACACCAUUGGAUCUUGCUAGAUCAAAUAUGGCCCGGAGUGGUCAGAUUAGUAGAAACGCUUUUUGCCCAUGCGGUUCCAAAAAGAGAUACAAAAGGUGCUGUGGACAAAACAAAUAGCUGGCAUGCAGAGGGAAAAUUUUUGAUUCUGUUGAAUUAUUUAGACAUCAUCAACUGAUCAAUGAUUAGUGUUCAGACUUCAAAGGGGAUCUUUGUUUUGGCCAUGGUACACAAAAGUUUUACAGAUUUGAUCUUCUCUUUGGUUCACCGCAAUGAAGGUUACUCGCAUUUGGAACAUCAUCAUCUCUAUGUUUGUCAUAAUUGAAGAGUCUGCUAAGUUUGAUUUGAUGGACGUACUGUAAGAGCAUAUUUUUCGAUGGCCAUUGUUUUUAUCCCGAUAAACAAAUACAUUACUUGUGUAGAAUUACCCUCUUCUCUUUAAACUUUAACGAUCAUGUAUGGUUGGUUCUUCACGAAAUGACCGAAAUUGCUCCUGGUGGUAUUGAUUUAUUGCUCCCCAGGCGCUGGAUAUAUUGAAUAACGGAUUAACAAAUAGAUGUGUAUGUUGAUUUCAAGAUUUUAGAGUGUAGUGACCAGAGAACAAAUCAGUCCAGCAAAUUGCUAUUUAGCGAUAUGUUCUGAUCCCAGAUGACCAUAUGCACCAUUGCUCCUACUCCUACUAUAUAGCUUUUGUUUUUUUAGUUCUCAGGAAUA
Amaranthus tricolor (Joseph's coat) is the source of this 1347-nucleotide messenger RNA. RefSeq lists its product as uncharacterized. The record is from RefSeq and is a predicted model, not a curated record. The transcript has 5 exons. Bases 94 to 753 code for a protein of 219 amino acids. NCBI's taxonomy places the organism in Eukaryota, Viridiplantae, Streptophyta, Magnoliopsida, Caryophyllales, Amaranthaceae.